AUGUCUGAUUCCAGGGUGUCCUCUGUCAUCCAGGAGUGGGUGAGCUCAUACCCGGGUCAGGCCCACACCCAGACCUUGAACCCCACCACAUCAACCAAUCAGCUGGCUCAGAUGGACAUGAUACUGUACAGCCAGUCUCAGGGACUGAUGAGAGGGGGCGGUGAUGACAGAGUGGCCGAUCAGAUGAUGGGACUGCCUUACCUGCCGUACACGUCCUCCUGUCUCAGCAACACCUCCAGCGCAGGGACCACAAACCACCACCAGAGCCACGCCAACACUCAGCAGGACUUCUCCUCCUUCCUCCUGCCAACUCUGCGGGCCCCGGGAAACAAGAGGAGCAUCAGCAAGGAUAGUGAGGAGUACCGCCAGCGACGUGAGAGGAACAACAUCGCUGUGAGAAAGAGCCGGGACAAGGCCCGCAGGAGGAUCCUGCUGACCCAGCAGAGGGCCAUGCAGCUGCAGGAGGAAAACCAGAAGCUGCAGAUGAGGAUAGGGCAGCUGACUCAGGAGCUGGACACUCUCAAACACAUCCUGUCACAGCGGCACCUGCAGGGAGCUGAGGAGGGAGCAGCAGGGGAGUCCAGUAUCUAGACCCACAUUUGUACCUAUUAAUUAUAGGCAUUCUGUUCAUUAGUUUCUAGGCAUGCCUCCACUGCUCAAGCCUCCUUGUUGAUUUAUAUAAUUUUCACCAAAAAAUACCAUCUGUGGAAAAAGUCACAUAAAUGAAACAAUUUGAGGGGAUGUAAAGGGGUCGCUUAUGGUUUCAUAUUGUAAAAAUACUGAGGAGGGAAAGUAGAAAACACUGGCAGGGCUGUAGCUUCCUUUGUGGACACUGAGGUCAUGUCCUCUGCCUUUUUGGGGGAGUUUAUAGCAACCUUGUAAGCCAUUGCUGCACUCAGGCUUUCUGUGCUUGUACAACACGUAUACAGAUUAAUGACAGUGGCAGAUUUAACUCUCAAAAUGUGCUGGAAUUUUUGAAAUAAUGUGUCUUUAGUUUCACAUAAAAAUAAACAAAAGCAGCUCCUAAUUUCUAGCAGACAUCUGAGGAUACACAGGAGUAAUGAUAUGCUAUGUAAAACUUGUGAAUGAAACUCAUGAAUGCUUUAUACAUUUUUUACUCAGCCUAUUGGAGAUUAAUGGACGUUUUUGCAACCCUGUGUCACUUUUGACCCAUGUGUUUUACAUACUGCAAUUCAUUUUUUGUUGA
This is a messenger RNA of Plectropomus leopardus (leopard coralgrouper), 1207 nucleotides long. Lineage: Eukaryota; Metazoa; Chordata; Actinopteri; Perciformes; Serranidae. The record is from RefSeq and is a predicted model, not a curated record.